Messenger RNA from Aplosporella prunicola CBS 121167, 2148 nucleotides. RefSeq lists its product as uncharacterized. Lineage: Eukaryota; Fungi; Ascomycota; Dothideomycetes; Botryosphaeriales; Aplosporellaceae. The record is from RefSeq and is a predicted model, not a curated record. The transcript has 5 exons. The coding region runs from base 97 to 2034 and encodes 645 amino acids.
CAGUCGAUGAUAUGACGAUCGCCCGCGCGCAAACAAAAUCCCCACACUCCCCGCCGCCUUCGCUAGGGACCGGGAAUCCUACAAGACGACGGCAGGAUGCAUAUCACUGUACCCCAGAGAUCGCCCAGCGCAUCCGCUCAUCCGUCACCAAUUCCUGGCGACUCGCCUUACCUUGAGCUCGGCGACAUGUCUUCCCCGGAAAUCAAACGCUACGAAGGCCACAAGCCUGCGCCCAUAGAUAUGGCGCGGCUGGAAGAGUUCCGACCCGUUGAGGAAGAGGAGAAGAGCACUGGGGACAAGAUUCAGGACUUUCUUACGAACUGGUGGUUGAUUGAACUCACGGCGUGGGUCCUCAGCGCGUUUGCUCUCGCUGCGAUUGUGGCUUUGCUUGCAACUUGCGACAACAAGCCAUUGCCGCGCUGGCCCAUGUCCAUCACGCUCAACUCGUUCGUAUCCAUUCUCGCUACCAUCAUGAAAGCGUGUCUGGUAGUACCUGUGGCCGAGGGCAUUUCCCAAUUGAAGUGGCUAUGGUUCAAGAAGGCGGGCAUUCUGCAAGACAUUCAGACAUUCGACGAGGCUAGCCGAGGCCUGUUUGGUAGCAUGAAAUUGCUGCUCUCUACGCGGGGCGUUCAUCUCGCCAAACUCGGCGCGCUCCUGUCGGUUAUCGUGUUGGCUAUCGAUCCUUUUGUUCAACAGAUCGUCACUUACCCCAGCCGCACCGUCCCCGGCGCCAUCCACAACGCGACGAUUCCCGUGGCCACCGGCUACGAUGGCUACGCUCCCGGCGGGAUAAUGGGGACGAAGGACCCGACGCUGGCCAUAAAAGCCGCCGUCUACUCAGGCCUCUACGGAAGUGACAUGACCGGUAACGGAGGCAGUGACUUUGCGGUGACGCCAUUCUGCUCGACGGGUAACUGCACGUGGGAGGCGCCGUACUCGUCUCUGGCGAUGUGCACGAAAUGCGCCAACAUCACGGAGAGUCUUAAGUCCAACUGCUCCGGAAGCUUAAUCCCUGAUAGAUGCAACUAUACGUUGCCCAGCGGCCUGACGCUGGGCGGCCAGUUCAUCGGCGGCAAUGCAUUCAUGGAAUCGAAUGCCUAUGGCGAGCCCUCGAGCGUGCAUUUCAACGGCACCUCCGGCAUAAUUGCGUCCGUACAGACGAUCCGUGGAUUGCACGACCUUUCUGCUCAGAGUCUCCUUGGCGCCGUCGCUAACGAGUGCAUCCUCUAUCCCUGUGUUAAUACAUACCGAGCAUCAGUCGUCGGUGGUAACUUCUCCGAGCACAAAAUUGCGACCGUAGAGCCCACGCAUGGGGAAUUAACCGACGGCGGCUUCUCUAGUAACGGCAUCACGUUGCACGUUGCCAACGACGAGACAAAUUACACACUGGCCACGUACUCGAUCCAGGGGUUGCAGUUCUUCUUCGACAACAUUUUCAGGGGGAGCGUCCAGGGCGCCACUGGCAGGGAGUCUGGAACCAGCGACACGGUGCGCGCGCUGUACGACAUGGGAACCUCAAAAUUCGGUGACGGGACGCCUACAAAGGGCGACAACACGACCAUGGAGGCCAUUGCGGACAGCAUCACGAAGCUUCUGCGCACGGGCAAGGGCCUGGAAUACAACCAGACCGCAGCAGCGGGCGGCAGCAGCAUCACGGAGACGUAUGUGCACGUGCGAUGGGAGUGGAUCACGCUGCCCAUAGCCGUGGAGGUGCUAGCGCUGCUCUUCCUGGUCGGCACGAUCGUGCGGAGCAAGACGAGCGGCGUGGCCGUGUGGAAGAGCAGCACGCUGCCCUUGCUGCACUGCCGCAUUGUGGACGAGGACCAGCACGGCGCGCAGAGCGCGGCAGCUAGUGGAGGCUUUAGUCCCGGCACGCCCAUGACGCCGUAUGCGCGCGAGGGCGUCACGAGCUCGUGGGGCAGCGGCAAACUGCACGAGCUCAAUCGCUGGGCCAUGAGUUCAGAGGUGCGGCUGCAGAGGAGCGAGACGGGUGCGAGUGAAUUUGUUACUAAGCGGAGGGAUGUCAGGGAGUAGAACUGUGCUUUGCUUGUUGAAGUGCUGUUUUAGUAAUGAGAUUUAUUGUAAUAUGUAUACAUAUCCAAAACAUAGUAUAAUUAGGACAUCGAUCGCAGCUGGCGCUUCCUGGGA